UUCCUAAAAGCCACGUUGAUCCUGGUGCUUCGCUCUGGGAGUUUCCAAAUCGAGCAGAUUUCCUGAGUCCAACCAUUUACUACAUGUGUUUGAACAUGUUUCUGUAAAAUGACCUCUCUCGUUUCAUUGGACUUGAAAACCAACUCACGUCCUCCACUUUUAAGCCCCUCGCGCUUGCGCGUAACGGAACCGGGAGCUGUCUAAGUGCUGAAAGGAGAAAAGGGCGUUCCUCUGGCCAUUCCUCAACUGGAGACGGUGGCGCACCUGCCAAAGGUUUCACUUCGGACGCGGCAACACGCUCCGGCGGGGCGCCCAUCGCAGAGGGAGCUCACGAGUCUGAUUCCAGCGCCGGAGCAGAGAGCCGCCGAGGGGAUGCGCUUCGGAGUUUCACCCUCUCCACGUCUGACCAGCGCAGGACCGAUGUCUCCUCACGCCUGCGCUCCGACAAAUGUGUCCCUGGGAGUCAGAGUUUCACGAAACUAAACUAUGAUCUGUGGCCGCGGUGGGGAAUGUCUCCUGUAUCUCUGUGUGACACAAGAACACCCGAACGCCCACGACCUGGUCCGGAGGAACGCGCUCUCCCUAUUUGGAUUAUGUCUCUGACCAAUGUGAACAUAUGGAAGAAAUAGAAAAGUGAGCACAUGGGGAAACCACCGGGAAUGAAUCGCUCCUUCGUCAGGGUUGUGGUCGCUUUAUUCACGUAUUUCAUGGAGACUAACGACUUUAGAGUUGUGGAUGCAAAGGAGCACGACUCCAGAUCAUCCUCCAACAUGUCUCCAUCAGACUUUCUGGACUCACUCAUGGGUCGCACGUCUGGGUAUGAUGCACGAAUAAGACCGAAUUUUAAAGGUCCACCAGUUAAUGUUACCUGCAACAUAUUUAUCAACAGCUUUGGUUCUAUAGCAGAAACUACAAUGGAUUACAGGGUGAACAUCUUCCUGCGGCAGAAGUGGAAUGACCCUCGGCUGGCGUACAGUAAAUACCCCGACUCCUCCCUCGACCUGGACCCAUCCAUGUUGGACUCCAUAUGGAAGCCGGACCUUUUCUUUGCCAAUGAGAAAGGAGCCAACUUCCACGACGUCACCACUGACAACAAGCUGCUGCGGAUCUUCAAGGAUGGGACUGUCCUCUACAGCAUCAGGUUGACUCUCAUCCUGUCUUGCCCGAUGGAUCUGAAGAACUUUCCCAUGGAUACCCAGACUUGUACGAUGCAACUGGAAAGUUUUGGCUACACCAUGAACGACUUGGUCUUCGAGUGGCUGGAGAACGGUGCGGUGCAGGUGUCAGACGGGCUCACGCUGCCCCAGUUUAUCAUGAGGGAAGAAAAGGAGCUGGGAUACUGCACCAAACACUACAACACUGGAAAAUUCACCUGUAUUGAAGUGAAAUUCCACCUGGAGCGCCAGAUGGGCUACUACCUGAUCCAGAUGUACAUCCCCUCCCUCCUGAUCGUCAUCCUGUCCUGGGUGUCUUUUUGGAUCAAUAUGGACGCGGCUCCUGCCAGAGUGGCACUGGGCAUCACCACUGUGCUUACCAUGACCACGCAAAGCUCCGGCUCCAGAGCUUCUCUUCCAAAGGUUUCUUACGUGAAAGCCAUCGACAUCUGGAUGGCUGUGUGUCUGCUCUUUGUAUUUGCUGCACUGCUAGAAUAUGCCGGGGUCAAUUUUGUCUCCAGGCAACAGAAAGAGUUCCUCCGCCUGAGGCGAAGACAAAGGAAGAAUCAAAAGGAUGAGGACAUGCGUGAGGGCCGCUUCAGCUUCGCUGGCUACAACAUGAGUCAGUGUCUGCCAACGAAGGACGGCUCAGCUGUUAAGAACGCUGCCCCGGCUCCGAACCCUCAACCGUUAGUCCCGAAAGACAUAGACACCAUGAAGAAGAAGUUUGUGGACAGAGCCAAGAGGAUAGACACAAUCUCCAGGGCUGCCUUUCCUCUGGCCUUCCUCAUCUUCAACAUCUUCUACUGGGUCACCUACAAGAUCAUCAGGCACGAGGACAUCCACCAGAAGUGAAAGACUUCACCCACUGACAAAUAAUAUUUGAUUUCUCAGAUUGAGAAAUGCUUGGAAAAGCACAGCGGGAUGAGAUGAGAGACUGUGCAUUGAGAGGCACCAUGGUGACGAUGGCGGUGUUCUUUCAGGGAUAAUGUCUAAUGAUCAUGCAUCACACGGUAAUGCUCAUGUUCUGAUAACGUGAAGAGCGUUUGAGACUCAGAUGCUGUUUUGUCGUUGUACUGCUGCAUAAUAUUCCCUAAAGAACCUGGGGGGGAAGGGUUUUAACUCAAGGCUUAGUAACAUGCUGGAGAAAACGGACCAAACUUUUAUGAAUCAGUUCUUUUUUGGGAUCUGUAAAAACAAGGCAAAAAACCCCCCCAACAUUCCACGGAUUGAAUGGAUUUGUAAACGUACGGUAGCUUAGUCACACCGUCAGGAUUUUUUUGGUGAUUGCAAAAGGGAGUCUUUCUUAACUAAAGCCUGUUUUAAAGUGUACUAUUGUGACGGCACUUCCUCUUGGGUUUGUACAAAAAUACAUCAGCAAACGUCUAAAACAUACAGAUGGGAAGCACAGGCAUUUUUCAGCAGCGCAUGUCUCGGGCAUGAGCAUGAACAAAGCAGAUGGAAAUCUUGAAUUGGAUAGUGCAUUUUUAUGAAAUACCUGAGGCCUUAGAUAUCAAAAGAUUUGGUGAGAAGAACCACUAUGGUUCUCUAUUUUUUCAAGCAUCUUCUCUCGUGUUGUGGUAAAUCAGAGCCGAAUUCACCGGAACAGGUUUUUCUACCUGUGGCCACACACUCAAAGGUUCUUUCUUGUGGUUUCAUUUUUUCUCCAAAUGUAUUAUAAAUCACAUCCAUGGACAAAUGAUGUCACCGCCAGUCAAAUUCAGAUGUUUUCAGAGUAAUUUAUUAAACAAACUGUCAUAUGUUUUCACAGGCUGGGUUCAUGAGGUGUAAUGUGAGGUAUAAUUUUGAGCGUGAGUGUCUAUGUAAGCCCACAAACUGUGAACACGCACUGCGUUACUCAAUGUCGUCAUACGCCCAUGUCCACAUGAAUUCAUUUAUAUUCCAGGUAAAUACUCCAGGUAUCCUAGGUAUGGUUUUAGAGUUUCAGAUAUGUUUUUGUAGGUUUAGUCUGAUUAGUUAUUGUAAUGGAGAAAAAGUUAUGUUUACAUAUAUGUAUAUAUUUAAAUAUAUAUAUAAAGCUUUCUGUAUACUUCUUCAACCUCUGAUGUGGACAGUUUCCCUUCACUUGGUGUGUUUGUUGCUGGAAUGUGACGUGUGAAAGAUUGAACAGUGAAGGACAUAUCUGCAUAACAUUCAUAAGUAAAGAGCAGCUAAUGGUCCUUGCAGUCCAAGUUAUUUAUUGGCCUGUACAUCAAUAAAAUUGACUGUGCACCAUA
Scophthalmus maximus (turbot) is the source of this 3391-nucleotide messenger RNA. RefSeq names its product glycine receptor, alpha 2 (gene glra2). Gene Ontology annotation, biological process: chloride transmembrane transport; chemical synaptic transmission; signal transduction. Gene Ontology annotation, cellular component: synapse; neuron projection; plasma membrane. The record is from RefSeq and is a predicted model, not a curated record. The transcript has 9 exons. Gene Ontology annotation, molecular function: glycine binding; chloride channel activity; transmembrane signaling receptor activity. Bases 642 to 2009 code for a protein of 455 amino acids. Lineage: Eukaryota; Metazoa; Chordata; Actinopteri; Pleuronectiformes; Scophthalmidae.